Fonsecaea erecta is the source of this 1605-nucleotide messenger RNA. RefSeq lists its product as hypothetical. The record is from RefSeq and is a predicted model, not a curated record. NCBI's taxonomy places the organism in Eukaryota, Fungi, Ascomycota, Eurotiomycetes, Chaetothyriales, Herpotrichiellaceae. The coding region runs from base 1 to 1605 and encodes 534 amino acids. The transcript has a single exon. Gene Ontology annotation, molecular function: protein binding. Gene Ontology annotation, biological process: transcription-coupled nucleotide-excision repair; proteasome-mediated ubiquitin-dependent protein catabolic process; protein polyubiquitination. Gene Ontology annotation, cellular component: Cul4A-RING E3 ubiquitin ligase complex; nucleotide-excision repair complex.
AUGAAUCAACUCCGCUUGGGCCAGUGCCUGGGCACGGUCUCGUCGGCGACCUUCAGGCGAAGUCAUAACGAGAGCGUGAUCCACCGCCUUGGUCAUCGCAAAACCGUCACUUUCGCGUGGGCGAGCACCACGCAGCCGGAAUCACAGCAGCAGCAGCAGGAUGAUGCCGGACCGGCGGCAGGCGCCGGAGGGGGAUUGCUGCCGGCUUACGUCGCCCAUCAAGCCGGCGUGAACUGCCUCGCCAUCGACGGCAACGAGGGCCGCUAUCUCUUUUCAGGAGGCGCCGAUUCUUCCGUCCGGCUGUGGGAUCUCGAGGAGCAUCAAUUGUCGUCGUCGUCUCUGUCAGCCUCAUCGAGUUCGUCGAUAUUGACGAAAUACACCCCCAAGGCAACACUGUCGAAGAGCACUGUCGACUCCCAUACUCACGCUCUCACCUCGAUCUCAAUCUACCCAUUCGACCCGACUCCCUCGACCCUUCUCACAACCUCCUAUGACAAAACCCUCAAGGUCACGUCGAUAACUCCGUCCGCUCUGACCCCGGUCCACACCUUCUCCCUGGAUUUUCUGCCUUACACCCACUGUCUCUCUCCACUGCCGGAUUCGUCGCCCUUGGUCGCUGUUGGAACAGCUCAUCCGGCCAUUCGCCUCCUCGAUCUCCGCUCGGGCUUGUCGACACACUCUCUCGCCGGCCCCAACGGCGCCGUCUACAGCGUCUGCUGGUCCCCGAAGCAAUCGCACAUCCUCGCCUCGGGCUCCACCGACGGGCGCGUCCUCUUCUACGACAUCCGCCGGGCGAACGCCGCAUUUGCGUCCCUGGACCUCGACGACGCGGUCGGCGUGAUCGGCGAAUCCCCCUCCACCGGCGCAGGAGCCCGUCGCGAGUUGUUGGAUUUCAAUGCCGUCGCGCACAACGGACCGGUGACCAGCGUGCAGUGGUCGCCGAUGGGCGAUAAGAUCAUCACCACGGGCCACGACCAACGCAUCCGGGUCUGGGACGCCGCGUCGGGCCGCAACGACCUGGUGCACUAUGGCCCGAGGAUCCGAAACGAGAGGCAAGGCGAGCUGCGACCCUUGAUUUCGCCACGGGGGUAUCACCACGCCGGGAAGGAGAUGUUGUGGUGGGCGAACGACGACGGGCGGGGCAUGGUGUUCCAGCACCACUUGCGAGAGGGGGAGCUGGUGCGGAUCCUGAAGACGGAAGGGAUCAGGGUGUCGGACGUGCAGCGUGCGAGUGCGAAGAAGGGCAGCAGCAAGCAUCGAGGUCCGGGCGGUGUGGGCACGACCAGCGGCAACGUCGCGAGGUUGACCAGUGGCGGACGAAUCAACGCCAUGGUGUGGCGGCUCAAUGCCCCCGUUGGGGAAGCAGUCGAGAUGUACACGGCCCACGGGGACGGGCGGAUCUGUGCCUGGACGGGCCCUGAAUCCGCAGAGGAAGAGGACGACCCUGACGAAGGCUCUACUACUACCACCAACACCAGGGCAGGGCCAGGCCAUGGCGAGAUCGCCCCGGUACUGGACGAGGCCGAACAGAGGAAGAAACGCAAGCGAGAUCUGGUGGAGGAUCUGAUAUCAGGCUUGACAAAGAAGCCCAUCACCUUCUCCUGA